Messenger RNA from Nerophis ophidion (straightnose pipefish), 15452 nucleotides. It is a transcript of the gene cbfa2t3, whose product is annotated as CBFA2/RUNX1 partner transcriptional co-repressor 3. The record is from RefSeq and is a predicted model, not a curated record. Gene Ontology annotation, molecular function: transcription corepressor activity. The transcript has 12 exons. Gene Ontology annotation, cellular component: nucleus. NCBI's taxonomy places the organism in Eukaryota, Metazoa, Chordata, Actinopteri, Syngnathiformes, Syngnathidae. Gene Ontology annotation, biological process: negative regulation of DNA-templated transcription; DNA-templated transcription. The coding region runs from base 766 to 2919 and encodes 717 amino acids.
GGGAAAGAGGAAGCUGCAGAAGGAGGGCAACAGACAAAAAUAAGGGAAGAUGCUGCCGGCCGCAGUCCCAGCUGGUUCCCGCAGAGGAAGUCCAGAUGGAGGUUGAGGUCCUGCCGUCUGCUGCUAUCAGUGAAGCCAGCCAGGCCUCCCCAGGGAUUGCACCACCGCUACACUGUGACACCGCAGUGCAUACUUCUCCUUUGAGCGACGCAGUAGGAGGGUUGAUACCACAGAACACAGCACGGCCCCCCUUGGAUAGAGUCGUGACACUAACUGACCCUGACACCAACUCAGUCCAGUGCCUCACACACUUGGACGGAGAGGAGAACCUGAAGAAAGCCACGGAGGAAUGUGUUAAGUUCACUCUGAAGAGACUUCCGCUUGAAAGCUGGCGAGUCUUCGACAUCAAAGCUAACGUCGUACUUUGAAGGGAAAAAAUAUAUAUCAAAGGAAACAAGGAAUAUUACUGCUGGGAUCCCAAUUGGCAACGACAUGAAAGGAAGACGAGGAGGCAAUCUUGUUUUCUGCUUUUGGAACAUUACAUCUUAUUGCCCCUGCAAGGUAUAGUUCAGAGUUGUACUGUGAAAAGAUGGACAUUUAUGAGAAGAUACACACCGGAGCUUUACAUUGUGGAACCGUGCUGUAAACCGUACGGCUUUGAAGAGUAUUUUCUUGCCUUUGCUGCCCGGCUUGGAACUCCCUGAGUGGACUUACAGAGACCACGACAGUUCCCAUCGUCGCUGUGAGGAUAUUCAGUUUCGGAAGAUGUCUGCCGAGGUCCAUUUGGAGCACCAAAGGAAGGCUAACCUGAAAGCCGGACAUCUGGUGCCCACUGUGACAUUGGUCAGUCGCAGAGAGUUGAGGGCGAAAGACCGUCACAGAUGCCUCGAUCCCAAGUCAACGGCCGGCGUCCACUACGGAUGUAGUGAAGGUAGCAGAGUCCAGAAGGUUGGAACAAUGCCAGAUUCACCUGCGGAUGUGAAAACCCAGCCCAGGUCCACCCCACCCACCAUGCCUCCUCCACCCCCGGCUGUCAGCCAAGCAACCAGUCGUAAUGCCUCCUUCACCCCCACCACCAGUAAAUCAAUGCUAAACGGGAGCAGCCACUCUCCCACCUCGCUGAACGGCGCCCCGUCCACGCCGAACGGCUUCAGUAACGGGCCGGCCAUGUCGUCCACGUCCUCGCUCUCCAACCAGCAGCUCCCGCCGGCCUGCGGCGCCCGGCAGCUGUGCAAGCUGAAGCGCUUUCUGACCACGUUGCAGCAGUUCGGCAACGACAUCUCGCCCGAGAUCGGGGAACGAGUGCGCAGCCUCGUGUUGGGUCUGGUGAACUCAACACUAACCAUUGAAGAGUUUCAUUCCAAACUUCACGAAGCUACCAACUUCCCUCUAAGGCCUUUCGUCAUUCCCUUCCUGAAGGCUAACCUGCCCUUGCUGCAGAGGGAGUUGCUGCACUGUGCCAGGCUGGCCAAGCAGACGCCGGCACAAUACCUGGCCCAGCACGAGCAGCUCCUCCUGGACGCCAACGCCAGCUCGCCCCUGGAUUCCUCCGAGAUCAUGAUGGAGAUGAACGAGCACGGCAAGAGACGGACCCCUGACAGGACCAAAGACUCCUCGGACAGAGAAGGCCUGCACCCCGAGCACCUGGCGAAGAGGCCCUGCACCAUAAGCCCCAACCAGCGCUUCAGUCCCAGCACGGGCCUCCCCGCUCACCCGCCUCCCAACGGUCUGUCCACACACCCCCCCAACGGACUGCCGCACGCACCCAACCAUCAAAUGGGCCCUCAGCACUACCGCCUGGAGGACAUGGCGCUGGCGCACCAGUACAGAGACGCCUACAGACACAACGAACACCGAGACGGCCGAGAGAGACACCGACAAACAGCGACGCACGGGGCCCGGCAAGAGGAAGUGAUUGACCACCGUCUAACAGAUCGAGAGUGGGCGGAGGAAUGGAAGCACCUGGAUAAUCUGCUCAACUGUAUCAUGGACAUGGUGGAGAAGACCCGGCGCUCUCUGACCGUGCUGCGACGCUGCCAGGAGGCCGACCGAGAGGAGAUGAACCAUUGGAUACGGCGCUACAGCGACGUUGAGGAGAUGAAAAAAGGUGGGAGCAACGGACAGCACUGCCUUCCUCCUCCUCCUCUUCCUCCUACUCCUCACCACAACUCCUCCUCCAACACAGCUAGCGGCAGUGAGACUCUGUCCAAAGGAGCUUCCUCGGCUGCUGAAAGGCAGACAGGCAGGCAGACAGAGAUCCACAGAGACUUUCUACACAGACCUCCAUCGGGAUACCUGCCAGAGGAAAUCUGGAGAAAAGCUGGUACUACAAGCAUCCCGCUCUCCCCAGCACUAAAGCACCUCCAAAACAAGCAGGAAGAAGCCGUGAAUGAAGUGAAGCGACAGGCCAUGUCGGAGCUGCAGAAGGCCGUGUCAGACGCCGAGAGGAAAGCUCAUGAGAUGAUUUCGGCGGAACGCUCGAAGAUGGAGAGGGCGCUGGCCGAGGCCAAGAGGCAAGCCUCUGAGGACGCGCUUACUGUCAUCAACCAACAGGAGGACUCCAGUGAAAGCUGCUGGAACUGCGGGAGGAAAGCCAGCGAGACCUGCAGCGGCUGCAACACGGCCCGCUACUGCGGAUCCUUCUGCCAACACAAAGACUGGGAGAGGCACCACCACGUCUGCGGUCAGGGCCUGCAGGGUAUGCCGGGGGCCAGCGCCGUCCCGUCCUCGUCCGCCGGGGCGCCCCCGACUCACUCGGAGGGCGCCGCCCCGGGUCCGCUCUCGCUGGCGGCGGGCCAGAUGGCGGCCGGCGGCGGCGGCGGGAGCAUGUCGGCCAGCCCCAAGGAGAGCAGUUCAAGCAGUGCCUCGCGCUCCACCACCCCGGCAACACCCGCCCUGCUGGACGCCACGUCCCGCUGACCCCCUCCGCCGCCCUCCGCGCAAAACCAAACUGAGGAAUCUUCGUCGCACAUUGGCCCCUUUUCCCCCAUUUUUUCUGACAAAAAACGGUUACCCCUGGCUGUCCCCCAUCCCUGGUUUGAGUGUCGUGGUGUAAGUGAGAAGUGACAUGUUGGCCCAGAACUCCACUAAGACGAAAGCACGGUCAAUGAAGAUAAGAGCUGUGGCGAGACAAGAUCCUCCACGGGGGGACACAGGACCAAUUAGCACUUCAAGUCCCUUUUAAUUACGCACCAGUGAUAACAGUACCUGGUUCCGUUACCAGGACUGCGAUGCAAUUACCUCCUCACCAAACUCAACUUAGUAGUUACCAAGCAUCUCUUCUACUUUUUUCUGGCUUUAAAAGGGGAGAGAAAGACAAAAAAAACAAAAAACAAAGACAAGUCCAAAUAGUCUAAAACAAGAGAAAGUUUUAAACUGCUAACUACCUUGCUAGCGAGCCAAGAAGAAAAAAAAUCGACGCCGGACUCACCUCUCUGAACCCAAAUGAAUUCAAAGAUGAAGAACACGAAAAAAAAGCAACAGAAUCCAAACCUUUGUAUUACACUGCCAAAGUACGCGAUUAGGAGAAGCACUCAUAACCAAACACAAAGCAACAUCACCUCCUCAGCAGAUAAGGCAGGCCGAGCGAGAGAGAGAGAGAGAGACACCGUGGACGAGACUUCAGCCGACACUAUUGAACUAUGGACGACGCUGUGAAACGGACCGAGGCCUCACCACAAUAAGAGUUGGGUGAGCGGAACAGGAAGGGGAAAACUACACGGACUCAACUCAGAUGAAAGUCAGGCAAAACCCGCUUCAAUGUAGCUAGCAAAAGCCAGGUGUUACGUGUCACAGCAGGGGUCAGCGUCUCUUUCGGUCAGUAAAACCUGCCUUUUAAUGAAUGGCAAUUGGAAAAAAAAAGAAUGAAACAACAACAAAAAGAAUUGAUUCAUUUCAUUUGAAUUGAAAUACAAAAAAGUAUUGGAAAAACAAAGGUUUAGUUUUUUUGCAUCAAAAAGCAAUAAUUUGGAUAACUCAUGAUUACUUAGUUUAAAUUGAUUUACAAAAUAGCCCAAUAUUUGGAAACAAAUGUAGAUUAUUUUUAGAAUGGGAAUUGCAAGAAAAAAUGCUUUACCUUCAUUUCAAUUUGAAAUAAUAAAAAAAAAACAGAAUAGAGUUUUUUUCCACGUCAAAAAGCAAUAUCUGGAUCCAGAUAAUAUCAUUAAUUUAGCAAAAACAAAAGUCAAGGAAAAUGAAAAAAUAGACCAAAACCAGAUUUUUUUUUUUUUUUUUUUUGUGCUGUCAAUUAAUCAAACUUUAGAAUUGGAAUUACUCGUGAUGAAUCACGGAUUUUGUAUCGGUGAAAUUCAUUGAACAAAAUAACCCAAUAUUAUUUUCAGUUUAAUUUCAAAUACAAAAAAAAAAUAUUAAACAGAACAGGGUUUUUUUUUCAUGUCAAAACACAAUAACUAUUUCUAAAUAUUCUGAUUCAUAUAGAAAAAAACAAAAAUCAUCAAUCAGCAGAAAUGAAAAAAUGGACCAAAACCAGAUUAUUUUUUUUAGUGCUGUCAUAAUAAAACACAUUUCAAUCAGAUUAAUCACACUUUAGAAUGGGAAUUAAUCCUGAUUAAUCACAGAUUGUUAGUCGCUUGUUGAGGUGAAAUUAAUUUACAAAAUAGCCCAAUAUUUGGAUACAAAUGCAAUUUAUUUUCAGAAUGGCAAUUGCAAAAAAAAUGGGUUAUCUUAAUUUUAAUUUGGAAUACAAAAAAAAAAAUUUUAAAAUUGAAAAACACAGCAGGGGGUUUAUUCACGUCAAAAAGCAAUAUCUAAAUCUAGAUAUUAUCAUUCAUAUAGCAAAAACAAAAACCAGUGAAAAGGAAAAAAUGGACCAAAACCAGAUUUUGCUUUUAGUGCUGUCAAAAUAAAACACAUUUCAAUCAGAUUAAUCACACUUUAGAAUUGGAAUUACUCGUGAUGAAUCACAGAUUUGUAGUCGCUUGUUGAGGUGAAAUUAAUUUACUAAAUAGCCCGAUAUUUGGAGGCAAAUGCAAUUCAUUUUCUUUUUAAUUUGAAAUACAAAAAAAUAUAUGUUAAAAAACAGAACAGGAAGAGCACAAGAAAGGAAGUGAACUAAAACACAGAAAAAAAUAAAAACUAAGGAAAGAAUAGUCCUGCCCAUUUGAAUUUGGAUUAAUUUUGAUUAAUUAGAAAUUAUUACUUGCUCGCAAAAUGUUCAUUUAAUUUAUAAAAGAGCCCAAUAUUUGGACACAAAUGCAAUUUUAUUGUUAGAAUGGGGAAAAAAACAACUGGUUUACCUCAAUUUUAUUUUGAAAACAUUUUUUUUUUCAUUCUUUUGGGGGAUGGUGGGAGGUUCACGUCAAAAAGCAUUAACUAGAUCUAGAUUUGAUCUUUCAUAUGGCAAAAAUAAAAGAUCAGAAAUAAGCAGAAACAAUAAAAAUGGACCAAAAACGGAUGUUUUUUUUUUUAACUUCUGUCAUUUUUUACAAUUUUAAAAAUAUGAUUUAUCACACUUUACAAUUUGGAUUAAUUAGGAUUAAGCACAGAUUAUGAUUUGCUUACAAUAUUUAGGGUAAUUUAGAAAAGAGCCAAAUAUUUGGAUACAAAUGCAAUUUAUUGUCAGAAUGUCAUAAAAAAACAAUAUUUCUUAUUUAAAUGCACGACAUUAGUUUUUGUUGUAUUUAUUUAAAAAUGUUAGAAACUCCACGCAUGGACCGGAUCACUGGAACAAAAUCAAUUUUUUGAUUAGUGCACGUUUGUACAUGCCUCAUGCAAUAAUUGUUGUGAUUAAUCACUGAGUUUACUUCUUACUUUUGGUGACCAAAACCCUCCGAAAUCCAGGGUUUGGCUAAAAUGAGGGCUAUAACAACAUUUUUCCAAAUUUACACAUUUUAAUCGAUGUUAAAAUCCAUUAAUUUAAUGGGAAAGAAGUGGUUCAGUAAUUUCUUUGUAUGUCUUUUUGAAGCACAAAUGAACGCAUCCAAAAGAUCCAUUUCCUGACACAACAGGGCAGUGACCCCAGUUUGACAUGCAAGACAAGCACUGGAUGAAAUGUCCCUUUGCCUUUUUAACGCUGACGCAGCAGGAAGGGGCUAAAAACAUAAGAUAGCGCUUUUUAAUUGUCAUUUAAAAACCUUGACACUAAUCAUCGGGAGUUUGGCAUUAUUUGCGUUUAUUGUCACAUUCUUAGUUUUAUUAUUAUCACCACAUUGUUUUUUCGUCAAGAAACGUCAGCUUUUGGAUCGGUUUUUGGUGCGUUUUUUUCUGCUGAUUCGUGAUUUUGGGGGGAGUUACUGCUUUUCAACAUGAAAAAAAAGAAAACUUUGUAGUAUUUCGUAAUAAAAUGCAGAUUUUUUUGAUCGCUAUUUUUUGGGGGGAUUGUUUGUCUUUCUAUUUGUAAUUUUUAAUUAUUAUUAUUAUUAUUUUUUUUUUAUUAUUAAUCAGUCCAUCAAACUAAUACUCAAUAAUACCAUAAUAAUACAAUUCAAAUUCCAAAACCAAAUCCGACCCAGCGACAUUCAGACUAGCAAUUGAGAGGACACACAAACAUGACACAAAACAAUCCAAAAGUAGUCAAAAGAAAAAUGAAUAAUUUCAACAACAGUAUCAUUAUUAAUAAGAAUUCCAACAUAGUAGUGAUUAUAAAUCCCUCAUGUACAUAAUCAUCACAACUGUGUUGUGGUUUGUGCAGCCCUUUGAGAUACUAGUGAUUUAGGGCUAUAUAAAUAAUCAUUGAUUGAUUGAUAAAUAAAAAAUAAACUCUUUUUUUUUUUUAAAUAAUACUGCACCGCAUAUCACAAGCUUGUCGACACAUUGUGUCCAAUAUUUUCCACAAAAAUAAAAUAAGUCACAUUUUAGGUUAACUUAAUAAUCCCAAAAAAAUGAAUAAUGGAUCCCUAUUCUAGUUCUAUUUCUAUUCAUAGAUGGAAUAUUCAAUGACCCAAAAAUACGCUGACCCAGCAAAAACAGUUCCGUGUACCUUCUGUUCAUUUUUUUUUUUUUCCAAUUCUGAAACACAAAUCAAAAAAUAAAAUUAGAGCCGUUUUUCGAUGUUUAUUACGUAUGGCAGAUUUUCAAACAAACAAAAAGGGGUUGAUUUUCAUUCAAUUAUUGCCAUAAAAUUGGAUUUGGUGCUGUUUUCCUUCUAUGGAGUUGUAUUUUUCCAGAUAAACGCAAAAAUGUGCAAAAAUGCGUUGUUAUCUGUGUGAUGACAAAUUGAACCGGAAGCAGUAUUUUAGCCUUUCCCUUGUUUUUAGCACAAUGCUAACAUAGCAUGUUCAGCAGGAGUCCCAUUCUUUCUAUUUUCAUUUCUAAAACAAAACUCAAGUUCCAAUGAUUGUCACACACACACACACACACACACACACUAGGUGUGGCAAAGUUAUUCUCUGCAUUUGACCCAUCAACCUUGAUCACCCCCUGGGAGGUGAGGGGAGCAGUGAGCAGCAGCGGUGGCCGCGUCCGGGAAUCAUUUUUGGUGAUUUAACCCCCAAUCCCAAGCCUUGAUGCUGAGUGCCAAGCAGGGAGGUCAAGAGUCCCAUUUCUAAUAGUGUUUGGUAUGACUCUGCCGGGGUUUCAACUCACAACCUACCAAUCUCAGGCUACUAGGCCACUGAGUAUGUAAGUUGGGCAACUAUUUAAUUAUACAUCCUGCUGAACAAAGAUGUCAGCGUUAUUCUAAAAACAUGCUAAACACAAAUGAAAGGCUGAAAUACUGCUUUCGGUUCCAUUCGUCAUCACACAUAACCAUGAAUUUUAGCACUUUUUUUUUUUUUUUUUGCUUUUAUCUGGAAAAAUUCCAAUACAUCAAAGCAAAACAGCACGAAAUCCAAUUUCAUGGAAAUAUUUCAAUGAAAAUCAACCCUUUUUUUUGAAGAUGUCAGGUUCAAACACUGAUGACAUCUAUUAAACAAGACAAGAAGCAAGGAAUUAAAGAGAAACAGAAUUAAAAUUUGACUCAAUUGAGUAGAGAUGUCUGGACUGUACUCUUUGUACAGUCUCACCACGCUCUGACGAUUGAUUGAUUGAAAGUUUUAUUUUUAGAUUGCACAGUACAGUACAUAUUUUGUACAAUUGACCACUAAAUGGUAACACCCCAAUAAGUUUCUCAACUUGUUUAAGUCGGGGUCCACGUAAAUCAAUUCAUGGCCGAAAGAUUGUACGCCUCCUCUUUUAUUUGGACUUUCCCUGAUUACGUGGCAGCAGCUGUUUCUAAGGCAGGUGGUCGUAAACAAACAUCGCCUUUGAGAAAAAACAGUUCACAGAAAAGGUCGCCUGGAGGGGAGUCUGGUCCCGCUUCCUCUCUGCUUUGCAGUUGUCGGGUCAAAGACAAGAUCUUUAUGCUGGUUACAAUACAGCAAAGAAACACAACACCUUCAUGUUGCUUCCCACCCUACACAGUGCAGUUUUAAACACCUUAUUCUUGGUAGGAGCAAAGAUCUUUAUGCUGGUUACAAUACAGCAAAGAAACACAACACCUUCAUGUUGCUUCCCACCCUACACAGUGCAGUUUUACACACCUUAUUCUUGGUAGGAGCAAAGAUCUUUAUGCUGGUUACAAUACAGCAAAGAAACAUAACACCUUCAUGUUGCUUCCCACCCUACACAGUGCAGUUUUACACACCUUAUUCUUGGUAGGAGCAAAGAUCUUUAUGCUGGUUACAAUACAGCAAAGAAACACAACACCUUCAUGUUGCUUCCCACCCUACACAGUGCAGUUUUAAACACCUUAUUCUUGGUAGGAGCAAAGAUCUUUAUGCUGGUUACAAUACAGCAAAGAAACACAACACCUUCAUGUUGCUUCCCACCCUACACAGUGCAGUUUUACACACCUUAUUCUUGGUAGGAGCAAAGAUCUUUAUGCUGGUUACAAUACAGCAAAGAAACAUAACACCUUCAUGUUGCUUCCCACCCUACACAGUGCAGUUUUACACACCUUAUUCUUGGUAGGAGCAAAGAUCUUUAUGCUGGUUACAAUACAGCAAAGAAACACAACACCUUCAUGUUGCUUCCCACCCUACACAGUGCAGUUUUACACACCUUAUUCUUGGUAGGAGCAAAGAUCUUUAUGCUGGUUACAAUACAGCAAAGAAACACAACACCUUCAUGUUGCUUCCCACCCUACACAGUGCAGUUUUACACACCUUAUUCUUGGUAGGAGCAAAGAUCUUUAUGCUGGUUACAAUACAGCAAAGAAACACAACACCUUCAUGUUGCUUCCCACCCUACACAGUGCAGUUUUACACACCUUAUUCUUGGUAGGAGCAAAGGCAGCUUUUGUCUUCGCGCCGGGAACUCACGGCAACGCAACGUUUUGUGAUAACUUGGAUCAAAUCUGCCAUAUAUAUAUAUAUAUUAAAAAAUAAAUGUAGAUUUAGCGUUUCGGAAUUGGAAAUAGAAUAAACGGGAAGGUACACGGACCAAAAACAUAUGAGAGCGUUGUUUUUAUUUGAAUGUUUCUUCUUAUUUUUGAGGUGACCUUUACACCUUCACAUUCACACGAUUGAACAGACGGAGCCGAGAGAAGCCGGACUAUCCUCGCUUUCUACCUCCCUUCCCCCGAAUCCUUGCUCUUUGGCCCCACCCCUUUGACUCGAGACCGUCCUCCUUUCCCCGCCUGCUUUGGGACCAAACGCCGGAGCGGGAAAAUGCUGGAAUGAGGGAGAGAGGAAAAAAAGGAUCCCACCUGCUUGUAGAUAUUGUUCCUCUUUGGAUAUUUUGUUGUCGCUGAUGUCCACACGUGCUGCCCUUGUGUAUAUCCAGAAAUGGCAUUUUUUUGGUGUGUGUGUUACCGUUCAUUUCCCCUCAUCGCCAUUCGGGCUUUGUGCUCCUGAUUUGAUUUGUUGUGUCUGUAUUAAUGAGACGGAAGCCCUUUUUUUUGUAGAAUAUUUUGUAUUGCUGGCAUUGUGUGACAGCGAGAGGACGGAGGUGCAAUAUGAAGAGAAUUCAGCUACUGAAUGGAACCUCAGCAACUGCCCAUAGGGUGUCAUAUAAUAUAGAAACAUAGAAAUAUAUUUAAAGUAACAUCAGUAACUUAAUGUGAAUGUACAUAGUAUUUAAAGAGGUCCAAAAAAAUGUGUUUGCCAAAUAACAGAAACCUUUAAAGUUUAAUGUUCUUUCUCACAGUGCAUUUGUUUCUCCGAUUGUUCUUUUUGUUUUUCAGACCAUUCAACCAUUGGCAUGAAAUCCAGAAGUCAUGUGACACGGGGGUUGAAGGGCUAUGGCGUCUAAACGGUGGCAAAUGCUGCGGACAUACAGUAAAUGCCAAUUUGCGUGCAGAAAGAGUCAGGCGUUUUUUGUUUAGCCUUGUUUUUGAUGCCAUACCCAUGUGACACACAGUCUGGGCGCACGCACAAAGAGAGACUAAGGGUAUGGCAUUCAAACUGUGCCAAAAUAUGCAUGCAAAUACUGUAUCUUAAUAUAUAAGGGUAUGGCGUGGGAAUUGUGCCGUUGUUUUGACGCCAUACCCUGGAUGAGCGCACUUACAGAGACUAAGGGUAUGGCUUUCAAACAGUCCCAAAAUCCACGUGCAUGUAUAUCUUAAUCUAUAAGGGUAUGGCAUGCAGAUGUUCUCGUUGUUUUGAUGCCAUACCCAUGUGACACACAAUCUGGGCGCACACACAUAGAGAGACUAAGGGCAUGGCAUUGAAACAGUUCCAAAAUAUACGUGCAUAGAACUGUAUCUUAAUAUAUAAAGGUAUGGCGUGGGAAUUGUGCCGUUGUUUUGACGCCAUACCCUGGGGCGAACGCACAUAGGGAGACUAAGGGUAUGGCAUUCAAAAAGUGCAAAAAAAUCUGCGUGCAUGUACAUAUUAAUCUAUAAGAGUAUGGCGUGCGGAUUGUGCCGUUGUUUUGAUGCCAUACCCUGGGCGCACGCACGUAGAGAGACUUAAGGGUAUGGCUUUCAAACAGUCCCAAAAUCCACAUGCAUGUAUAUUUUAAUCUAUAAGGGUAUAUGGUGUGCGGAUUGUGCAGUUGUUUUGAUGCCAUACCCAUGUGACACACAGUCUGGGCACACACACAUGGAGAGACUAAGGGUAUGGCAUUCAAACAGUGCCAAAAUCCGCGUGCAUGUACAGUUUAACUUAGUCGAUAGGGGUAUGGCGUGCGGGUUUUGCAGUUGUUUGGUGCCAUACCCAUGUGACACACAGUCUGGGCGCACGCAGGCACAUAGAGAGACUAAGGGUAUGGCAUUCAAACAGUGCCAAAAUCUGCAUGCAUAUAUACUAUGUCUGGAUAUAUAAGGGUAUGGCGUGCGGAUGUUGCUGUUGUUUUGACACCAUACCCCUGUGACACACAGUCAGAGAGGGGCCAAACAGUUUUAUACACACACUGUUUUGCCGCCAUACCCCUGUGCUGAAUUUGCUACCGUUUUGACGCAGUGCCCACAUUCUGCCCGUAUAUAUGUGUAGAGAGACCAGCGGUAUGGCAUUGAAACAUGGUCCCGUAUAUAUGUGUAGAGAGACCAGCGGUAUGGCAUUGAAACAUGGUCCCGUAUAUAUGUGUAGAGAGACCAGGGGUAUGGCAUUGAAACAUGGUCAAAAUCCACGAUCAUAUUUAUUCCACAAUUUGGGUAUUGUUUCGAUGCCUUAACCCUGUGUCGCACAGUCCGUGCUAGCGCAAAAACGUACAGACGCCACACCCACGCCGUUGUUUGUAAGGGCGUAGGUUUGCACACCGUAGAGGCUACGUCUAUUUCGGCAGUCUUUUAAUGCCAUACAGUCCGGACCAUGGGUAUGGCAUUCAAACAGUACCAAAAUCCAUGCACAAAUAUAUCCUAAUACAUAGGGGUAUGGCUUGCGGAUUUUGCUGUUGUGUUGAUGCCAUACCCCUUUGUUACAUCGUCAGUACACACAGUGUUUUGCCGCACAGUCCGCACGUGAAAGGGUACUUUCUACAAACGUGCGGAUUUUGCCGCUGUUUCUGACGCCAUACCCCUGUGUCACACAACCAGAGUCCAUGCAUGCAGAGAAACCAAAGGUAUGGCAUUCGAACUGUGCCAAAAUCCUAAUUAUACCACACUCGUGGCACUGUUUUAACGCCACACCCCCGUGUCACACAGUUAGCGUGAGUGCAUGAGUCCAUGGCUUUUAUGUGCUUGGCACAGUUUUGACGUCCUAACCCUGCGGCACGCAGUCAAACAAAGUCCCCGGGCGGUGAGGCCACACCCGCGCAUAGAGGGGUUUCUAAGGGCUGCAGAUGUUGCCACCAUAACCCUCUUUUGGUACUGUUUUACAACCAUACCUCUGUGUCACACAGUCCGUGCGUAUGCAGAGAGACCAGGUAUUCUCGCAUUAUCGACGCCAUACCCCUGUGUCACACUUUAGGUUUGCACGCGCCGAUUACCACGUUCAAACCGAUCAAGGGUGCAUGAACCGCAUGACUUCCAGGACUGACCGAAUAAGGCUUUAACAAACCGUAUUUAUUUUCAGUGAAACGCACUUCCUUAGCACCUCUUCUGGCAAAUCCGACAUUGUGGGGACUCGGUUCAUAUAAUCCAAACCAAAUUUAGAAUAGGUCCGAAAACAUUGCCGCUUUUUUUUUUUUUUUGUAGCAAAAGUUCCCCGUGUGACCUUUUUUCUCUUCGCCGCUGUUUUGGUAUGUUUGGUUCCUCCGGCUGCAGGAAACUUUUCCUCGGCCGGAUUGAAGGAUUAGCCAGUAUACCAGCUAUUCUCGCAUUCUCGAUGCCAUACCCCUGUGUCACACAGUGUUUUUUGGUUUUUGUGCGCGGAUUACCCGCCAUCCGGGGGGAAGCACGUUCAAACCCAUCAAGGGUGCAUGAACCGCAGGACUUCCAGGACUGACCGAAUCAACAUUUAACAAACCGUAUUUAUUUUCAGUGAAACACACUUCCUUAGCACGUCUUCUGGCAAAUCCGACAUUGUGGGGACUCGGUUCAUAUAAUCCAGGGGUGUCCAAAGUGCGACCAGGGGGCCAUUUGCGGCCCGCAGGUCAUUUUUUUACGGCCCCACGGCACAUUUUCAGAAUAUUAUGGAAAAAUAUUUAGAACAUAAAAAGUGGUAUAAAAGGGCAAACAGGUGAAAUGUUUCGAGAACAUGUUGCAAUGUUUACUCCAUGCAGGCUGUUUCUUUCUUUAAAAAAAUAAUAAUAGUGAAUCAAAGUCAAUUAUGAAUUAUUGACCAAAUCAAGGCUCCAAUUACGUCACAUUAAAUAUUCCACUUUGAGAUAUUUUGGGGGGCAAAUGUUGCAUAUUUUGAGCUGUUUUUUUUUUUUUUCUCAAAGAAGGGCCUAAAACGAACAAACAAAAAACAUAAACUACAAAAAACUUACGAUUGAUGAAUAGAUCUGAAGUUGAUCUGGAGACCAUUGUGGUAAAAAACCCAACAUUAUUUAUUUUUUAACACUUUGAGUAGGACCCCUUAGGAUCAGUGUGUUUUGUUUUUAAGUGUCAUUGCAAAAAAAUAAUAGGGAGUUAAAAUCAAUGUUGUUAUGGAUUAUUGACCUUUUUACGGCUCCAAUUAUUAUAUAAUCUCAAACAUUGUACUUGAACAUUUUAUUGGGUGAAAAUAUUGCAUAUUUUGUGUUUUUUUCCAUAAAAAAACUUGGUUUGAAAAAAAGAGCAUACAACUUAAAUAUUAAAAAAGUCAUAUUAACAGAUAGACUUAAUGUUGAUCUAGAGAUUUAAAAGUUGAAUAAUAAUACAGAUAAUGAUACUGAAUAAUGACACAUUUUUAACAUUUUUACCAAAACCCUUUGGGUCUCCGGGAUCAAGCCUGAGUGGAGGCCUAAAUGUAUUUUUUUUAUACUUGUAUUGCUUUUUAAAAUAAACGGCCGCCGCUUGCUUUGAUUUUUCAGUGUGCAGCCCUCAGUGGAAAAAGUUUGGACACCCCUGAUAUAAUCCAAACCAAAUUUAGAAUAGGUCCGAAAACAUUACUGCUUUUUUUUUUAAGCAAAGUUCUACGUGUGACCUUUUUUUGUCCGCCGCUGUUGUGGUGUGUUCGGUUCCUCCGGCUGCAGGAAACUCUUCCACGGUCGCAUUGAACCCUUAACCAGUAUCAAGCUUACAUUCGACUCCUGUGUGUCUCAAUGACAAUCCUGCUUCUACCCAUUCUUUGCAAAAGCCUGAAGGGGGAUUGAAGGCUCACUUAUUGCUUAUCGGCAACCUUGUUUGGUUUUUUUUACUCGAUGGAAAAAGUACAUUUUGUCAAAAAACACCUGAGCCAAAACCCACCAGGAUUUCAAGCUCUUGCAUUACAAUCUGAGACACAAUGCAAAUAAUCCGUGUAGCAUUUUUUUGUAUUGGCCACAAAAGAGCCUCCUUUUUACUCGCUACCUCCUGAGAGCAUACAGCUAAUCACCCGGAGGGUCUUGACCUGGACUUUGAAAAGGACAACCGUGGACUUGCAGAGCAGACUUUUCGGUCAUGGAAAGGCCUUGCCAUCGUAUUCCCUCGGACGUCCUCGCAAACAUAUCAGCAUUGAGCACGCCACGCCAUUGUUAUCCAAAAAGCGCAGACCAAAGUACUCCUGCAUCGAGCUGAUGUGAGGACGAACCAGACAGGACCAGCUUCGCCGCAGUUAACCAAAUAAACUUCAAAAAAACCAGAAAACAAGAACUGAAAUGCGGAGUUGUGCGCUUUUUUGAACGAAGCCCACUGGUUGGAUAUCCUCGCAGUUACAAAGCCUUGCAGAGAUCAUAAGAAUGCACGACGUUUUUGUUUUUGUUCCGUUUUCGGUCGUACUUGAAACCCUCCGAGCUUUAAGAGAGAUUUGCGACGUGUAGCAACAACUUUCUGGGGGAAAAUGCUGCGUUUGUGAACCAAACGUUACGAUGGCAACGCCUUUCCAGCUUCGUCUGCCUGGAAGCCCCUCAAAGAAACACUUAGAAAUGACCAAAAUUCAACCUUCAUUUCUCUGUUUUUCCAAAAAAAGAAGAAGAAAAAAAAAAAGUCUAACUGUGCUUUUUCACGAAAACAGAUUUUUUUUUGACGUACUUUUCUCUGCACUCUGGUUGUGUGCUUUUGCGAGAUUCUCACUAUUCAUGCGUGCUUGACAUGAAGAAAAAGCAUGUUUAGCAGCUUGCCAUUUUGUAGCAUCCUAUACCCGUAUCUUUACCAAUGACAUUUCAAGUUUCAUCCAAAGUGAUGAUGCAUCCUUCCUCUCAAACGCUGAUGACUGGUGCACCCAAAAAAAAGAAAAAAAGCCAUGGCUCCUCUUUUUUAUCUUUACAUAAAGGGUGUUUUUUUUUCUUUCUUUCAUUCUAUACUGUAUUGUGCAAUACAUUAUGGCAGAAAAAACAAGUUUCUGUAGGAAAGGUCGACUGAAAAUCUCUCUCUUUUUUUAUUUUUAUGAAGUAAACUGUGCCAGAGGAAUUAAAUUCUGAUUUGUAUUUAUUUCUUGCAUGCUUUCCUCCCUGUUGCUAAUACCGCUCUUUAACUGUUCGCUCUGUUGGAUGUGUGAAGCUGUAAAAAAUUCUAAUUCAGGUUAUUGUCUGUGAUGAACAAUGUAACUGUGUAAUUAAAAUAUCAAAUGAAA